UUAUUUGGCACUUAAUUAAAGUCUUUAUGGGAUCGAUCUUACUCUUGUGAUUAUUAUUACUUGUAAACGAUACGUGCACUUGCGUGUUGGAAUUUUCACAAUAUUUUACUAUUGCGAUUUAAUUUUUGUUACUGUGAUUAGUCUUGUCUCUAUGACAAUAUGAUUUUGAGUGUUUUAAUCUAUAUCCUUGUAAUAUAAUUUUGAGUGUUUUAAUCUUGUCUGUGAUAUGAUUUAUUUUAUUUUGUUUCGUUGUUAGUCUUAUUUGUUUUUCGAUAGCUCGCCAUCAAAUUAUUAUUAAUAGCAAUAACAAGUUUUCUAAAAUUAGACAGCUAAUUAUUUAAUUUGUUUUUUUAAUUUUAAUUUUAGUCAUGUCUACAAAAAUAUCCGAUUAAAUUGCAAACUAUUAUUCAAUCACUCAAACUAUUAUUUUAAUUAAUUGUUAUUAAUAAAAUUAGAUUAUUCAAAAAUAUAAUCUCAUAUUAUUUUGUUUUUCCACUCAUUCUCCAUAGCUGAGUAAUAAUAAUUGAUGAAGCAAUCUCCAUAGUCUCGCACUUAAAACAAAAAUGAGAAUCGUAUCACUCUCUGUAUCAACGCAAUCGAAUCGAUUGCUCAACCUUCUUCGGCUUCAAUCACUCAAACACUUUUCGCCCUCCCGCCACCUUUCACUCCAAUCCAACCUUCAUCAAUACCACGAACCCUCCAUAACCCAAGCUGUAGAACUCCUCCAAACGCCAGAGAAUAACUGGGACCUUGACCAGCUCCGAAGUAUCCUCUACUCCGACUCCGAAAACUCUUCACCGAAACGUUUCUUCCACAUUGCUCGUCGGCUAGACUCCUCUGCCAAAGCUCUCAAGUUCUUCGACUAUGUCCGAGAAAAUUCCAAGUGCCCAGAAGACCUGCCAUUGCUGUCGUCCGUUUUCCAGGCCGUUCUCGAGCUUGCUAGCCGCGAAACCAGCUGGGAAAAAAAGGUUUUUCAGCUGUAUAUUUCGUCUCAGGAGCAGAAUGUUCCGCUCACCAUUAAUGCCGCGACCCUUCUCUUAGGUUGCUUGGGGAGGGCCGGAAUGAAGGAAGAGUUGCUUAUUGUUUUCAAAGCACUCGAUCCGGAUUGUAAGAAUACCCAUGUUUGUAAUCGGCUGGUUACAGUGUUGUUUCAUUUGGGAGAUGUUGAUGAAGCACUCCAUGUGCUCGACGAAAUGCUUGAACCGAAUUCGAUAUCCUCUCCCAAUGAUACAACAGUUGAUGUUGUUUUUUCCAAGAUUUUGAGAAGAGAUAGACCUGGGAGGCGGCUCAAGGAUGAGGAAAUUGUUGGAUUGGUGUCUAAGUUUAGUGAGCAGGGUGUGUUUCCUGACACGUUCAAACUUACCCAAUUGAUCACAAAUUUUUGCAGAGAUGGGAAGAUUAAUCGAGCUUGGGAUGUGUUAGAAAAUGUGAUCAAGUCUGGGGGUUAUGUUGCGGUGGCUUCUUGCAAUGCCCUUUUGACUGGUUUAGGAAGAAGUAAUGAUUUUAAGAAGAUGAAUCAGCUCAUGGCGAUUAUGAAUGAUAAAGAUAUUAAGCCUGAUGUGAUCACUUAUGCAAUUCUAAUUAAUCGUUUGUGCAAAUCAUGGAGAGUUGAUGAGGCAAUGGAAGUGUUUGACAAAAUGAGUGGAGAGGUAGGAAAAUACACAGUUGAACCUGAUGUGGUUAUUUAUAACAGUUUGAUUGAUGGGCUUUGUAAAGUUGGGAGGCAGGAAGAAGGAUUGAAAUUGAUGGAACAAAUGAGAUCACAAAACUUUUGUGCACCUAAUACUGUUACCUACAAUUGUUUGAUUGAUGGGUUCAACAAAGUUGGGGAGAUUGAGAGGUCACUUGAUCUAUUUGAUCAAAUGAAGAAGGAUGCAGUGCCACCAAGUGUGAUCACCCUUAACACUUUGGUUGAUGGAAUGUGCAGGCAUGGAAGAAUUAACAGUGCGUUUCAGUUGUUCAAUGAAAUGCAAAAAGACGGUGUUAAAGGCAAUGCAGUUACCUACACAACUUUGAUUACUGCUUAUUGUGGUGUCAACAAUAUCAACAAGGCAAUGGAAUUGUUUGAUCAGAUGUUGAGCAGUAGAUGUUCCACCGAUGCGAUUGUUUACUACAGCUUGAUUAAUGGUUUGAGUCUAGCUGGAAGGAUGGAUGAUGCCAGCAUGGUUGUAUCAAAGCUCAAAGAGGCUGGGUUUGGCAUGGAUGUCGUUUCAUACAAUGUCCUAAUUAGCGGAUUUUGCAAGAAGAACAAGCUGGAGAAAGCUCAUGAGAUGCUUAAAGAAAUGGAGGAGGUUAAUAUCAAGCCCGAUACUGUCACAUACAAUACCUUGAUAUCUCAUUUCAGCAAAACUGGGAGCUUGGGAAUUGCACAUAAAUUGCUGAAGAAAAUGUUGAAGGAGGGUCUUCUGCCAACUGUUGUUACUUAUGGAACCCUCAUACAUGGUUAUUGCUUGAAUGACAACAUUGAGGAAGCCAUGAAUAUUUUCCGAAGUAUGACUUCUGCUUUAGAGGUUCCUCCCAAUACUGUUAUAUACAAUAUUCUUAUAGAUUCUCUCUACAAGCGAAAUGAGGUAGAAAAACUUCUGUCUCUGAUGAAUGAUAUGCAAAUUAAAGGGGUAAAGCCGAAUACCACCACUUACAAUGCCUUGUUCAAAUGCCUCAGGGAGAAUAAUUUAUUGAACAAGGCAUUUAAAUUCAUGGAUCAGAUGGUUGAACAGGCUUGUAAUCCUGAUUACAUAACCAUGGAAGUUCUUACAGAGUGGCUUUCUGCAGUUGGGCAAGUAGAUAAACUAAGAAAGUUCUUACAGGGCUAUGAGGUUUCUGUUCAAGAAAAAGAAAAAUACUCUGAGUAGUUAACAUCUGGUCAAUAAUUUUAGAUAGCGAUACAAGGUUGGAAUUUUUGUGAUAUGGUUUUGAUCCGAUCUCUUAAUAGACCGUUGUAGAGGCCAGAGAAACCUUCUGGCUUUACAACUACUCCCUGCCUCUGGUGUUUGAUCAUUUGAGGUCUUACGCAUGGCAAGGAUUGGAGAAGACCUUAUGCGUGGAUUUUUUUUUUCUUUUUUGACAGUAAAAGAGAAGAUUGUACGAAAUUAAAAUAAGGAAUGAUUUUGUAUUUUGGAGCUUCUUUCUUUGGCUUUAAAGAGGUUUUAAAUGUGGCAGCAUUUGAUGUUUCUGCAUGGUCUAGAUUCAGAUCUAAUCAAGGCCUUUUUCUUCUUCUUCUUCUGAAUCCCAAGUGAGAGACUCUAA
This is a messenger RNA of Cannabis sativa, 3246 nucleotides long. RefSeq names its product pentatricopeptide repeat-containing protein At3g61520, mitochondrial. Gene Ontology annotation, molecular function: protein binding. The transcript is spliced from 2 exons. Bases 564 to 2852 code for a protein of 762 amino acids. Lineage: Eukaryota; Viridiplantae; Streptophyta; Magnoliopsida; Rosales; Cannabaceae. The record is from RefSeq and is a predicted model, not a curated record.